UGUUGUGACGGGAUUCCGCCAAAAAUGAAUUCCGGCGUGGCGGAACACACGAGACUUAGUGAAGAUUGCUUGGACAAUUCUGAAGAAUUUUCACCACCUGAAAGGAUGAUGCAGGUGCGUUAUUUCGCGCGCAUAGGUAAGGUUAAGAACCUCUGCCAGUGGGAAGACUCUGGAAUUACUAUGUCAGGACCGCCUUCUUCACCCUGGUGGAACAGCAAACGACUACGCCUAGAUGACAGUUGUAACAAUUUAAAUGAUACCUUAAAUAGUGCUUCCAAAAAUAAUACAAAAUGGUCAUAUUCAGGAGAUGCAAAUCUUGUUGAACCAGAAAUUUUAGAAGAUAUGGGUGUUAGUAUGUUAGAAGAUGAAGCGUCAAGUUACGAAAGUACAAAAAAGACUGGUUCUCUGGAACGGACAACUUCACCAAUUAUUUCAGAUAACAGUGGACAAUGUGAUAAAAUUAAUAGUUUUCAAAGUCAAGAAAAUAUUUAUAGAGGUUCCAAUUUUGAUACCGUCAGUAUAGACAGCUUUGAAGCUACUCGAAGAUUAGAUCAUGAUCCAUAUGAAUCUGAUGAACUUACAACAUAUUCAACAAUUGGAAAUGAAUCUGGUUAUUCUUCUAAAAUGGAAAUAGAUAAUUUAAUUGAUACAAAAGAAACCUUUUCAAAAAAUGAUCUUAAUGAUUCUUCUGUAAAAAGUAGUCUUGAACAAUUUUAUCUUUAUAGAAGAAAAAGAAAACCUUCAAUUGUUGGUGAAGAUAAAUUUAACAAAUUAUCCGAUGAAAUGAUUUUAAUGAUAUUAAAGUGGCUUCCAAAAAAGUGUUUGGUACGUUCCAUGUUGGUUUGUAAACGAUGGUGUCAAAUAGCGCGAGAUGAAGCAUUAUGGAGCAGAUUAGAUUUAGGCAGUAAAGUAUUAAAUGAAGGUACAUUAGGUCACAUAUUACCAAGAGGUGUGCAAAUACUUCGACUCGCACAAGCAGAAAUUGCCGAUCCUGUAUUUCUUGAGAAUAGUGAAGUUCUUACUGAUGGUUAUAUUAGUAAAUUACAGUAUUUAGACCUCUCAAUGGCGGUAAUUUCACCAAAUGGAUUGGCUAUGUUACUAUCUAAAUGUAAAUAUCUUAAAAAAUUGUCUCUAGAAAAAUGUACAGUAAAUAGAUUGUGUUGCAAAGCUAUUAGUGAUAAUAAUGAUUUAGAAAUAUUAAACUUAACAAUGUGCGAGGGUUUAGACAUGGAAUGUAUCAAGAAUUUGAUGAAACUUAAAAAUCUUAAUGCUGUCAAUAUGGCUUGGUGUAGUUUAGAUAUUGAGACUAUGAUAUUACUUUGUAAAUCUUUGCCUCCGUCCGUUACACGUUUAAAUAUAGCUGGAUGCAGAAAAACCAUGACAGAUGAUAAUGUCAAAGAUUUAGUAAAAAGUUGUCCAGAUAUAAUAGAAUUAGAUUUGAGUGAUUGUACUAUGCUUACAAUGAAUACUGUUCGUAGUUUACUUGAUUUGUCAAAAUUAGAACAUUUGUCGCUAAGUCGUUGUUAUGGUAUACCUCCUUCAACAUAUGUAACAUUGGCAUAUAUGCCAUCUUUGCUAUAUUUGGAUGUUUUUGGUGUAAUACCUGAACCAGUACUAAAAACAUUACAAGUUACCUGUGGUGAAACUCAACUUAAUAAAUAUCUAUAUAGUUCUGUUGCAAGACCAACAGUUGGUGUUCGAAGAACAAGUAUUUGGGGACUUCGUGUUAGAGAUUGAAUGAAACUGUAACAUUUAUCUAUAUAAUUAGUGGUAAAUAAUCAAUUUAAUACCAAAGGGAUAUUGAAAUGUACUUGUGUGCCUUUCUAUUAAGUGUCUUUUUAACAAGAGACUGAUCUUAUGGUACUAUCAAAAUAAAAGCAAUACAUUUUUUUGUAUAAAAA
Apis mellifera (honey bee) is the source of this 1901-nucleotide messenger RNA. RefSeq names its product S-phase kinase-associated protein 2 (gene Skp2). Gene Ontology annotation, biological process: SCF-dependent proteasomal ubiquitin-dependent protein catabolic process. The record is from RefSeq and is a predicted model, not a curated record. Gene Ontology annotation, molecular function: protein binding. The transcript has 8 exons. Lineage: Eukaryota; Metazoa; Arthropoda; Insecta; Hymenoptera; Apidae. Gene Ontology annotation, cellular component: SCF ubiquitin ligase complex. The coding region runs from base 25 to 1737 and encodes 570 amino acids.